AUGCCCAAGGCAAAGCACGUGGGCCGACUUUCUGGUCUGGCAGAGCGCUCUGACGCCAUGGUCAGCAUCUACGAAGGAGGAGCUCGCUUCCAAAAGCACGUGGACAAUCCGAACAAGGACGGCCGGGUGCUGACAUCCAUUGUCUACUUGAAUUCUGGCGAUCCUUGGGGUGCCGACGACGGCGGAGAGCUGCGCAUGUUCCCGGAAGGUGAACCGCCCUUGGAUUUCACUCCUGAGACGGGCCGGCUAGUGCUUUUCUGGGCAGAUCGGCUACCACAUGAGGUGUUGCCUGCAAAACGGCGCCGGAUGGCUUUGACAUAUUGGUGGUUCGACCGUGCCGAACGUGAAGCCAAAGUGCAAGAGCUUGUGGAUGAGGUUGGGAACCAGCACCUGAACGUCUCUGAGGAAAGCAUGGCUCAGGACUUCAUUGCUUUCAUGCUCAGUGACACAUCGACCCCGGCAGAGAUUGUCCGCAAAGCGCACACACUUCCCGAGAAGGCUCUGUCCACUGUGGCCACGGUUGUCGGCGCGUCAGGUGCUCAGGAAGCGCUGGAGGGCAUCGGGCGGCUCAGGGACUCCGAUCUGAAGCGUUUGCGCGGCUCCAUGGGCAAGAUGGGGCUGCAGUAG
Symbiodinium necroappetens is the source of this 627-nucleotide messenger RNA. Lineage: Eukaryota; Dinophyceae; Suessiales; Symbiodiniaceae. The record is from the annotation of a GenBank genome assembly.